Molecule: messenger RNA, 1835 nt
Organism: Rhododendron vialii
Lineage: Eukaryota; Viridiplantae; Streptophyta; Magnoliopsida; Ericales; Ericaceae
Exons: 6
Coding region: 142-1350 (402 amino acids)
Molecular function (GO): GTPase activity; GTP binding
Source: RefSeq, a predicted model, not a curated record
CAUUCUGCGAUUUCUUGAAACUUUCCCCUCGAAAGUCAGGAUCUCUGAUCAGUUGAAGACCCAAGAAGAAGACGACUCCCCAAUUCGAAGCGUAUCGCUGAAUACCACCGAAUUGAAAUUCCUACACUUUGGUACCACCAAAUGGCGAAUGAGCAAAACGGCGUCGAAACGGCUUCUCUUGCUCUGAGGCCCGGAAUCUUCAUCGUCGGCUCCCCCAACGUCGGUAAACGCACCCUCCUCUCCCGAUUGCUCUCUGUGGAUUUUGAAGAUGCUUCUGAUUCAUCAUCUGAUGUACUUGCUUAUGGGUGGACUAUCAGUACUAAGUAUUACACUGCUGAUGUGUCUGUUUGGAUGUCUCAUCUUCAUGAUGGCUUCUCUAUUGGGUCCCUGCCAAUAUAUGACCGGUUGACUGCAUUGGUUAUGGUUUUUGACAUGAGUGAUCUAUCGUCUCUACCUGCACUGAAAGAUUGGGUUUCCCGUACCGAUAUUCAGAAGUUUGACAUAUUAUUAUGCAUUGGGAACAAAGCAGAUCUGCUUCCUGGACAUUCAGCUCAUGUAGAAUACAGAAGACGCAUGCAGAAACUUGGAGACUCCUCUUUUGAUUCAGAGUUCUCAGACUAUGGAAUUUCUGAAACUGAAGGGAUUAGCUUACUGGGAGACGAAGAACCACUGUCAGAGAUUACGAAGUCAUGUAUGGCAUGGUGCACUGAACACAAUAUAGAAUACAUUGAAGCAUGUGCAUCCAAUGCUGAUUUUGACAAAUGUUUGUCAGUUGAUGGAGAUUUACAAGGUGUUGAAAGACUCUAUGGGGCUCUUUCUGCUUAUAUGUGGCCUGGUAUGGUCUUGAAAUCCGGCGAUAAGAUAAAUGAACCAUCUCUACCUGAGAAGCAAGAGAUGUCAGAUGAAGAAUCUGACUAUGAAAUUGAGUAUGAAGCAUUAUCUGCUGGUUCAGCGGAACCAUGGGACGACGCAGAUGGAGGAUGGGUUUCUGCCGUUAGCUCUGUUGCAACCUCUUCAGUUACUCCUACUAUUGAAGCCAAAGAAUGUGAAGACAAGGAUAUUAUAUCAGUUAAAGGAGAGCAGGAGCCUUCUACAUCAAUGUCUCAUUCGGCGGAAGAAAAUGGAAGAGGGGCAUUGACCAAUGCAGAUGAGCCUGAGGAAGCCUCAGAACUCAACAUGGGGGCACACUAUGAGUUUGAAGAUUUGGAACAGAUAAUGUCUGAGAUUGGAAAUAUGCGUGAUAGCUUGAGGUUGGUGCCUGAUUUCCAGAGGAGGGAAAUGGCAGCAAAGCUGGCACUAAAGAUGGCUGCUAUGUUUGAGGAUAGCAGUGGUGGUGAAGAGGGCUUUUGAUUGAUAAGGUGACAUAUUGGUGGGUAACAAGAAGCUUGGACAGCUGAAAUCACACUUUCGCCCCAUGAGGUUAAGGAAAAACCGCUAGUAGUCUACAGUUAUAUAUCCAGACAAACGGGAAGCUUCUGUCAAGUACUGUGUGAGCUCUUUUCUUGUUUUGAUAUCCUUAGGUUGCAGAGAAUUGUCCAUGAGACAGAUUCAUCACCAUGAAGUUUUGUUGAUUAAUGCUUCCCAGGCAAGGAAAACCUACAUCUAUGGAAAUGAUCGCUAUUUUACAACGGAAUGAGAAGUUAUUUAACUGUAUUUUAGACAACCAAGCAAGUUUGAGAUUCAAAAGUUACUGCCGAUCAAAUGACCUGGCCACUUACUUUGUUGGCUUAAUGAUUUUGAUGAAGAGACUUUUGUAAUUUUAACCUGUUAAGGUACGUCUACGUCCUUGCUUUUGGUUAGUAAAUCAUAUGACAUGCCACCUAUUCGUUUGUCUA